GCUCGCCGGUACCGAAAUCAGUCACAGUAGUCUUCUGCAUUUGUCGGGAAGUACACUACACUGCAGCCAACAUGAGGGAAAUCGUACAUCUUCAGGCCGGACAGUGCGGAAACCAAGUUGGAGCUAAGUUUUGGGAAGUAAUUUCUGAAGAACACGGCAUUGACCCCAGCGGAAUCUAUUUGGGAGAGAGCGACUUGCAACUAGAACGAAUCAACGUCUACUACAACGAAGCCACAGUAGCUUCCCGCAGCAAUGGUGGCAAGUACGUCCCCCGCGCCAUCCUCCUCGACUUGGAGCCCGGCACCAUGGACGCCGUCCGCUCCGGCAUCUACGGCCGCCUCUUCCGCCCCGACAACUUCGUCUUCGGCCAGUCCGGCGCCGGCAACAACUGGGCCAAGGGCCACUACACGGAAGGUGCCGAGCUCGUGGACGCCGUCUUGGACGUGGUACGCAAAGAAGCAGAAAACUGCGACUGCCUCCAAGGCUUCCAGCUGACGCACUCCCUCGGGGGCGGCACCGGCUCGGGCAUGGGCACCCUGCUCAUCUCCAAGAUUCGCGAAGAGUACCCAGACAGAAUCAUGAAUACGUACUCAGUCAUGCCUAGCCCCAAGGUGUCGGACACUGUCGUGGAGCCCUACAACGCCACACUCUCAGUGCACCAGUUGGUGGAAAACACGGACGAGACGUACUGCAUCGACAACGAAGCGCUCUACGACAUUUGCUUCAGGACGCUGAAGGUGCCUAAUCCGAGCUACGGGGACUUGAACCACCUAGUCUCGCUGACGAUGUCGGGAGUCACGACGUGUUUAAGGUUUCCGGGACAGCUUAACGCCGACCUGAGGAAGCUCGCCGUGAACAUGGUACCGUUCCCCAGGUUGCACUUCUUCAUGCCCGGAUUCGCACCGCUGACGUCACGUGGUAGCCAGCAGUACAGGGCUUUGACGGUUCCCGAGCUCACACAACAGAUGUUUGAUGCCAAGAAUAUGAUGGCUGCGUGCGAUCCCAGGCACGGAAGGUAUCUGACCGUAGCAGCCGUCUUCCGCGGACGAAUGUCCAUGAAAGAAGUAGACGAGCAGAUGCUAGCGGUCCAAAACAAAAAUAGCAGUUAUUUCGUGGAGUGGAUCCCCAACAAUGUCAAGACAGCCGUGUGUGACAUUCCACCAGUGGGUUUGAAGAUGUCCUCCACCUUUAUCGGCAACACCACGGCCAUCCAAGAGCUCUUCAAGAGGAUCUCCGAGCAGUUCGCUGCCAUGUUCAGGCGCAAAGCCUUCUUGCACUGGUACACCGGUGAGGGCAUGGACGAAAUGGAAUUCACCGAGGCCGAAUCUAACAUGAACGACUUGGUGUCCGAGUAUCAGCAGUACCAAGAGGCCACGGCCGAUGAGGAAUAUGAGGCGGAGGAAGAGGCGGCCGCUGAUGACUUCAACUGUUAAUCAGUAUUGCGAGAAUUGGAACAUCAUUCAAGAUUUACGUGUGUUUUGACUAGUCGUUUUGUUAUUUGGGAGACUCAUUUUGGUAACUUAUACACAAUGGCACGGCUUUUAUGACGCAGUGAGCACGGUUUUUAUUAUUAGUAUUGUUGUUACCAAGGUGGGUUAACCACGUUGGAGGCGUCAGUACUAAUUUUUAGUUCUUCAUACAUGAUGUUUGGGUAUGUUUUGGUAAGAUUCUUAGUUUUGAUUGAUGUUUUAAUUUUUUUUUUUUUGAAAUUCUACGAUGUAAGCUUUUAUACUUUUAUAAUUCGCAGUUGAUAUUUAUUAAAAACGAAGUAUGUAGAAUUAAGACUGAAUUUUCUACGCAAGUCUACUCGUCACAUCGACUUAAUGUAAUAAAUUUUUUGAAAUUAAAAA
Molecule: messenger RNA, 1850 nt
Organism: Zophobas morio
Lineage: Eukaryota; Metazoa; Arthropoda; Insecta; Coleoptera; Tenebrionidae
Product: tubulin beta chain-like
Exons: 4
Coding region: 72-1433 (453 amino acids)
Biological process (GO): microtubule cytoskeleton organization; mitotic cell cycle
Cellular component (GO): cytoplasm; microtubule
Molecular function (GO): GTP binding; structural constituent of cytoskeleton; GTPase activity
Source: RefSeq, a predicted model, not a curated record